Messenger RNA from Hippocampus comes (tiger tail seahorse), 4815 nucleotides. RefSeq names its product arkadia (rnf111) N-terminal like PKA signaling regulator 2n (gene ark2n). The record is from RefSeq and is a predicted model, not a curated record. NCBI's taxonomy places the organism in Eukaryota, Metazoa, Chordata, Actinopteri, Syngnathiformes, Syngnathidae. The coding region runs from base 263 to 1513 and encodes 416 amino acids. The transcript has 3 exons.
GCCGACGCAGACAUUUUAAAAUAAACAUUUAGCUAACGGCUAAAUGCUACACCACCAAAGCGCUCGCGAAGGGGCGAGCGCGCUGCGCCACAAAAUACAUUCAUACCCAAGGUUUGUCAGGUUUUUUACGGUUUAACGAACGGCGCUUUGCGGGGAAUAAACGCACGAAGAUGUUGAGGAGUCUGGCGCCGGGGAAAGGAGCUCGUUAACACCGUGGUGAGUGCCUGUCAAGGCACCUUGGUCCACAUUUGUUGGAACGAGCAUGAAGAUGGCUGAUUCGGAGAAGGCAGAGGAAUUUGUUGAUGCAGAGUGUCCCUCUGAGCGCCUCGACGAAGCACAAUCAGCCACCACGUCUGUCCAAGAUGAACAUCUAAAAACCGAGACCACCACGAGUACCAGCUCCCCAGCAAGGGAAAAGGAGGAUGACAGCCCCUUGUACACGGAGGGUGAGCAGAGUCUCCUCUCCAUGCCCUGUUUGAUGAAGGAGCUCCGCAGAGACUCGCCCGAGUCGCAGCAGGCCUCCACGGGGAGCGAGAAACCGGCCUCUCGUCACAUCUAUGAAAGCGACUCCUCCAACCCGUGCAUGCUCUCCCCCUCAUCGAGCGGCCACUUGGCAGACUCGGACACACUUUCCUCAUGUGCUGAAGGUGCCGGAGAGGAGACGGAAACUAAAAUGGAAGCGGACCCCGCCAAGGAAGUAGAUCGGCAAACCAGUGGGAGGAAAUCCAGACGAUCGCGUUCGGAGAGCGAGGCGCCGCCCAAUGCAAUGGCGGCAAAAAAGAACCGCUGUCAGCCCGCGGGAGCGAGUGGGCCCGAGAAGCAGCUCAAUGGCAAGCAAGCCAAGGUGAAAGGCCACCGCAGCCAGAAACACAAGGAGCGCAUGCGCCUGCUGCGUCAGAAGCGUGAGGCGGCGGCACGGAAGAAGUACAACCUGCUGCAGGACAGCAGUACCAGCGACAGCGAGCUCACGUGCGAUUCCAGCACCAGCUCCUCUGACGACGACGACGACGACACUUCCGGAGGCAGCAAGACAAUCAAGACCGAUAUUCCAGCUGGCUUCAGACGUGCGUCGGAGAGAUCCAGAGUGGGCGCCCACAUUCACGGGCUGCUGGACAGCGGCGCGUGGGACAGGAACGGCAUCAGCAGCGUGCUGGAGGAGGCCAUGACGCGCUUCGCCGUCAUGCAGCGCCAGACCGAAGAGCGCUUCCGCGUCUGGAUGGAAAAGCUCGCGCACCUCGACUCGGACGACUCGUCCAAGCGCUCGAGCGACGCCCCCGAGGGCGGGCAGCAGCAGAACCCGCCGCCGCCCCAGGGAGCCCGACCUUCGCCCGCUAGUUCUUUCUUGCCGUCGUCCGAGUCCGCGGAAACGAUGGCCGCCUACAUGUUGGCGCGCGCGAGCGGCAACAACCCCGCCGCCGACGCUCCCGUCAACAACAACAACAACAUCCUACCUGAAGCGGUCACUCAGAAUGGAAACCUGGGCGUCGCGGAUCCUGGUCUCUUGAAUGUUUAGACGCAACUUCGAACUGUGAUUUCACCCGCGUGGAAGUUAGUAUCACGGCAGUACUACACGCCCGGAUGACCACGGCAUUUCCUGCUGGCAUUGAAUCACUGUGAGACUUGGGAAUAUUUGCAAAUCUGCACGGACCUUGUGCAUCCCGCCGUAAAUUGCCGAGUCAGGGCUACUCUUGUUUCCCCACCAAAACACUCGAUCUACUUUUGAUGUAUCAUUAUUACUAUUUUUUUUUUGUUUUUUUGUUUUUUUGUUUCCAUAAAAGCAGCUCCCCAAAAAGGCGCAAUGGCUUCCUGUGUGUAUUUCCCCCUUUUUCUCAAACUAGCCGAUGGUGUCAUUCUUCGAAAAAAUAUAGCCGCUACAUACUGUGAGACUUCGGACUACAGUGGCGCCGUUAAAAACAUGAGUGCACUUUUUGCGGUCACGCUCGUACCUUUACUCAAAUCUCAAAUCGUCUUCCCCCAAUUAAAUGAAUUUUUUUAAAAAAUGCCACUUUUUAAGGAGGAAAGAUGGCUCUCAAAAAUAUUGCACUUAAUAAAUAGGUACAAUGAAAAUGUCAUGAAAUGUGAAGAAAACAAAAUGGCAUCAUGAUUAAUUGAUCGUGAUUGUGACAGUAAUUAGGUCGUGCAAAUACACGGAGCCGGUCCCAAAUCCUCAAUAAGCUGCAGUAAACGUACUCAUUUUUCGCAGAAGAUACAGAAUGGAUCUGCCUGUGAGUACUGUUACAGCUUUGCUCCCCUGUUUUAUGUUCAAAUAUCCGUUGCUUACAGAAGUUACAACACCGAUGCUAUUUAUUCGCUUGUCGAAGGUGUUUUGCGUAUUUUGUUAGCAUUGAGCCAAGUCAGUCAGACUUAAGGCAAAGAAAGCUAUGUGGUUUGUAAUACACGUCAUUGUUUUGUUUUGUUUUUUAUGCUUAUUUGACAGAAUUACAUUACAACGCUUAAUGCCUCUUUUUUUGCAGGGGGGGGGGCCCUCAGAAGUCACUUGUCACAUGUAUUUCAAGGCACCACUGUCAAACCUCAUGAACUGUUACGAAACACCCCAAACUUUCACUGCAAUCAUAUUUUGGCGGGGUCUUGAAACUACAACCACACACACACACACACACACGCAGGUUUCUGGGCCCCUUGCCCACCUGUAUGUUUUCCUCUCCCCUCCAGAUGCCCCCUGGCGCGGCCGAUUGUGGCAUUCUUACAAAAAAAAAAAAAAAAACACACAGCCGCCAUAUUCUCAUCCACACGGGCAGGGAGGAACGGCAGCAGAAUAGCACGGUGCCUUGUCAUUCAGCAGUCCCGCCGGCCUCCUCGUAGUGUUCAUAUAUAUAACCUUUCAUAACGUUUACAGCGUGCGUACGUCUCGUGACGGCCCUUUAUUGGCGUGGCGGAGCUUUCCGAACCACCAGCCGCAGAUUUGACGCAUGCAAAUCCAAAUGGAGACUGAAUCACAAGUCGUUUUGCCUUUUCAACUAUACUUUUGUAUUAUUAGAUUUGAGGCGUUUACGUUUUUGCUUGUUUUUUUGGGUUUGUUUGUUUUUUUAAGUUGGGGGGGAUUGGGGGUCAUAGUCGCUGCUACUACUGCCCUUGGUGUGCAGUUAACUGGGGAGAGAGCUACAUGUGAGUACUCCCUACUGAUAUUAACAGUGUCUCAUCUUAAGACACAGUGCUAAAAGCCUCAAAUUUUGUCUUUUUAAUUCUUAUGAUUUAUUUUAAUUUUUUUGUUAUUUGCGCUGUUUUUGUCAGUUUGGUCUUUGCUGUUAAAAGGGACACGUUUCGACUGAAAUGGACCGUUUACUUGUGACUGGAACAGAGUGCAGACCAACCGAAUAUUAGGGCCACAUGAAAUAAAAUCAAUCUCAAGGACGAAAUAGCAGCGUUACGAGAAUGAAGUUGUGAUAUUGGGAGUCUCGCAUUGAAAGAUUUCCAUGAUCAAGUUGUAAUUGCGCGAGAAGAGGAUUCCCACUCGACGCAAGCGAGGAUACUACGGCCGCCGUGGGCCAAAUUGCCGUCUUUUAGUCGAACAACCUUUUCUGCCAAUAUUAUGACUUUUUUUCCCCUCAUUUUUACUUUCGCUUUUAAAUUCAGACUUUAGUGCAGUGAAAUGACAUUCUUGCAAUAUGGCAACGGUCUUGCAAAAUUACGGUGUUCUGACUUUUGUUGCACUAUUAAAACAGGGCUCUUUUUUUUUCAUGAAGUCCAACUUAAGUCACAUUACAGCAGUCUUACUUGACCUUAGGCUGCCAAAAUUCCGUUUCUGACGAGAACUUUUUUUUUCCCCCCAUGCAAUAUUUCCACCUUUUCUCCAGACUUGUCUUUGAAUGUUACUUUUAGUUAUGCGCCAUUACGACUUUCUUCUCAAAAGCACUGCUGUCUUCUCACUGCUUUUCUUUACCUUGUAAAAUGAGCACUUAAGUCUUGAUGACAUUUUUUUUUCUUCGCGAUAAUCGACUUUUUCCUCCUUGAUUACAACUUCUCUCAGAAUGAUUUCCACGUUAUUCUCGUACUGUAGCUCUCCGCCUUCAUUCUCAUAGUAUAUGUUUCUCGUUUGUUUUCAGCAUGGCCCUAAAUACGGCUUGAUGCCUCCCGGCAGCAGGACAGAGCAUGACAAUGUUUACCACCUCCUAAAACUAAUCCGAGGGCUCAUUUGAUCGCCGGUGACCUAACGUGACGGUUUAAAGCAGCAUGAAGGAAUCAUAUUUAUAGCUCGGAUGCGAGCAUGUUUUUUUUUUUUCUUUUGGCAGUGUCGGGUGUUUUGCAUGCAAGUUCUAUUAAGUGUGGAAUGUGAAAUGCAGAGUUGCCACCAUGAAGCAUGCCAGCGUGCCAGGUUUAGCAUCGCUUCUGACGCAUCAGCGUUGCACUCCCCCCCCCCUCCCCCUUCUUCCAGAGUGUGUGCAUUGAGUGUGUUUUCUCUCGCUUGUGCAUUUAAAAUACCACGAAGGACAUUUUGUUGUCUGCCAAAGAGACAAUAGCAGUAUGUGGUUUUUUUUUUCCUUAUCUGGCCUUUUCUUGGCAGAAUUUUUCUUUCUCUGAUAGCUAUUCAGAGGUUCUUCACAAGACACACACACGCACACACAGAGUCGUCAGCAGGGUGUAUUGUUUUUGUUGCGUCCAAUUUCCAGGGUAGAACAAAUGUUCUUGUUUUGUUUGGCCUUUUAUUACCCAGCUGCUGUUUUGGUUUUCAUCUGAGAAAAGAGAGGAAAAAAAAAAAGAUUCUUUGGACGCGUUUUGUAUCUACUGUAUUCCAGUGUCGUUUUUAUGUGAGUGGCUGUUAUUUCAAGCGAAAUAAAUGCGAAUAAAAACAAAACC